This is a messenger RNA of Maudiozyma barnettii, 1938 nucleotides long. RefSeq names its product alpha-1,3-mannosyltransferase MNT3 (gene MNT3). NCBI's taxonomy places the organism in Eukaryota, Fungi, Ascomycota, Saccharomycetes, Saccharomycetales, Saccharomycetaceae. The transcript has a single exon. The coding region runs from base 1 to 1938 and encodes 645 amino acids. Gene Ontology annotation, molecular function: alpha-1,3-mannosyltransferase activity. The record is from RefSeq and is a predicted model, not a curated record. Gene Ontology annotation, cellular component: Golgi apparatus. Gene Ontology annotation, biological process: protein O-linked glycosylation.
AUGUUUAGAUUACGUUUGAAACGCUUAUUGAACUUGAGAUUUUUGUUAUUGUUCUUGAUAUUCUAUGCAAUAUAUCAUGUCUCGAUCAGUCGUAAUAAAACUGUUCAAGGAACAAGAAUUGCUAUUAAUGGUACGGAGUCUCUGUUAAAAAACUAUAGAGAUUCGACUCUCCAUUCUCCUUUUAAAAUUAUUUAUGAGAGGAGGAAUGAAAUACUCAAAACUGAUAUUUGGACAUCUAUUAAGAGGAUUGUUUCCUUAGGUGACUUUGGUCCAUCUAUUUUUAAGGCAGAAGAUCGUCUUAUUAUGAAUUGGAAAGCUCAAAACUCGAGAUCAGAUAGAGUAAAGAAAUGCCAAAUUAUUAUAUCGUCAAUGUAUUUUAAGCAACCGCAAUGGAGUAAUCGAGAUACAUUGAAAUUCUAUGCUAACGAUGGUUUGGAUAAUUCAUUGAUCGGACUGUUGGGUGAGAGAAUGCGAACAUAUGACUAUUGCUUCUUCAAAGGGAAUUUAAGUUUAACAGAAGUUUUUGAUUCGAGUAUUUUUAAAGAUAAGGGGAUUGAUGCUUGGGAUUAUCAGUCUAGAAUGUUUCCAUUCCUUGAUAAAGAUUUUAAGAAAGAAUCUAAGUAUAUGUGGCCAGAUGUUCUAGAUCUAACGACAGGUUUAAAAGUCAACAAAAUGAAUGAUAUGGAAUCUAAAUUUUUUGAUAUAACACCUCUUGAGUUCAAUGUAAAUUUUUGGGUCAAUUGGUUGAAGCAAUCCGAAGGGAAAGGUAUCGUAUCUACAAUGGCUCCAUCGGAUAUAGCUACAUUUUCAAGACAACUAAAGAUAUUUCAAAAACUGAAUAACACAUUACCUAUUCAGGUGGUAUCAACAGGACAUGGUCUUACAACUGAGUUUAUCGAAGAGCUAGCAAAGGCCUCAAAGGUAUCGCAUCAACAGGUAUUUAUUGUUGAUUGUUCGCCAUUUUUUGAUUCUGCAUUUACUGAAAAAUAUAUUAAAAAUUUCUUUAAUAAAUGGGUAGCAGUUAUCAUGAACACUUUUGACGAAUCCAUGUUUAUUGAUGUGGAUGCUGUAGUAUUUGAGAAUACGACAUCAUUUUUUAGCAUCCCUGAUUAUCAAACUACGGGGAUAUAUAUGUAUCAAGAUAGAACAAUGCCAGAAGAGUAUACAUUCCAAUAUUGUACUGAGAUGUUGGCGUAUAUGAAUCCUUCCAAACAGGAAAGAGACCUAUUAGGAUCUAGUCUGUUUAUUGAUAGUCUACAUACUGGAAGUAUAGUUUCAACAGAAGCAAAAGUAUACCAAAACUUCUUUAAUGAUUUGCGGCUCCAUCAUGUUGACAGUGGCUUGGUUAUAAUAAACAAACUUAAAAAAUUGAAUGGUCUAUUGAUGUCUUUUUUGCUUCAUCUGGACGGAAAAAUGCAAAGAUGUGUUUAUGGUGAUAAAGAAAUAUUCUGGUUGGGAGAAUUAUUCGCCGGCGAAGAUUAUACAAUUGAUCCAUUUGAAGGUGGUAUAGUUGGUAGUAUUGGGGAGUAUACUGACGAUCAAACAUUGUCCAAGAAGGCAUACAUAUGUGCAACUCAGAUCGCUCAUAGUAAUGCAGAUAAUAGGUUAGUUUGGACAAAUGGUGGAUUGAGAACUUGCAAAAUUUCGAACUCUGCAGAGCACGAUUUCAUUAAAGAUGAGUCGUACUAUACAGAUAGAUAUAAGACAAUCGAAAACUUGGAAGGUAUAUACAACUCACCAAUAACGAUAGAAGGCUUUAUAUCUCCAGAUCCUUUCCUCAGUCCUUGGAAACAAAUUAAUGAGUGUAGUAAUUAUAUGUAUUGUGCAUUUGUUACGGAGGAUACUUCAGGUGCAGAGAUUACUAAUGGAAAGAUUAUUAGAUUUGACGAUGAUGAAAAAAAUAUUUACAAUUAUAUAUCACGCAUAUGGAAUGAAUAG